UUACCGCUACGUAGUUGCGACGAAGCGGAGGUUCCGGUUUUUUGAUCGUUUUAUUUUUUCUAGCUCGGAAACCGGAAGCACACUUGGCAUGCAAAUGUUUCAGGUCAAAGGGUGACGAUCGCGGGAUGCGCAUUAUUCUUGUGUCCGUGACUGAGUGCUCAUGCCCCCCUCCCUCCCCGAUCGGAUGUGCUCUGGCGCCAAAAUGUUCAGCACCCCGAAAUUUAUGAAGCUACAUGGGAUACGUUUACACAUAAGACGUCCACUUUGACUUGGCAAAAACAAACAAACAAAAGGUUGUUUUGACAGUCUUGUAGUUGAGCAGCUUGGUGACGCAGCGACUGACAUCGUUUCAAAAGAUAUAAAGGACUGCGCCAGGGGGCCUUGAACUCCAAUUGCUUUUUUUUCAAAAACGGAACUCUAACGAAUCACAAGCAAAGGUGUAUUUGAGCACGUCUUUUUUUUUCUUCUGUGGUUGGCGGAUAAGGAGAAGAAAAAUGGAACUAAAACUGAACAAUGCCUGCGGGUCUUCCGACUUAACGAGCAGUAGUACUGGCUGGAAAACUCAUCGUAACUUUAUCGAUGUCACGGACGCGGUGACGUGCGCGCGCCGUAUGAAAGGGACGAGUGCGACAUCGCACGCCGAACAAACGAUCUUGGAGCGGUCGCUGUCGGCCGGGCGGGAAGAAAGGCCGCGCGUGGCUGUGACGUCACCAUCCUUCUCGAGCUUGGACUGGGAGGAGCGCCUCCGCCGUCCCUACGUGAUGCCGGGCGGCCGCUUUCUGACGCCAUAACGCCGACAUAUCGCCUGUGUUUACUACGACAACCCCCGCACCCCUCCCUCCCCCCAGCCGCCUCCACGUCUUGUUUGUUUUCCAGCGACGUCGUCGCGGCUUCCAGCCGGCCAGUCAGUCAGUCAGUCAGCCAGCUUAUCAUGACAGCGGCCGCCCGGCGCCAAUCGUGCUUCCUUUGCGACCUGCCCCGCAUGCCGUGGGCCGUCAUCUGGGACUUCAGCGAGGCCGUGUGCCGAGGCUGCGUCAACUACGAGGGAGCCGACCGCGUGGAAUCGGUCAUCGACGCCGCCCGUCAGCUCAAGCGGGCCCACGGCCUUCACCAGGGCCGAGCGGGGAAGCCGCCGCCGCUGCCGCUCAUCGCCAAAGAGCCGCAGCAUCCGGCCGGCGGGGGGGCCGCCACCUCCCGCUACCCGCUGACCGACAGGGCGCCCUCUCGCCUGGGCCCCGAGUACCAGACGACGACGACGACGGCGGCGCCGGCUAGGCUCGCCAGCGGUUUCAUCAAAGGCGACGAUCCGCCCGAGCUGAACCGCCAGAAUCCCCCCAACCCGCGGCGGGUCGUAGCGGGCGGGUCUCCGCUGCCGCCGGCCCAAGUCGGCGCCCUGCGCCUCCUGGACAAGGGCAGGAGCGUGCCCGCGCUCGACACCGGCUUGACCAAGGAGCACGUGGCCGCCGCCAAGACAGACAGGGGGAAGCACCCGCGCAGCGUGAAGAGGAAGGCGUCGCCCGAGCCGGACGGCCAAGGCUCGGCCCCCAAGUGCAACGGCCCCGAGGGUCCGCCGCGGUUGCAGUCGGCCAACGAGGCGGUCGGGACGCCCGCUGCGCCUCCCUGCUUCUCGUCGCCUCGGUCCCUCCCCGAGGCCGUCGCGCCGCCGCUCGGUCAGGCUCCCGUCGCCGCGCUCAUCCUGGCCACAGACGACGCGGGCGCGCCCAAAGGCGGCACCCCGGCGGGCGGCGCGCCCGCAUCGACGGGCGGAAGCGGCCGCGGUGCCGGCGGCGGCCCGCUCUGCUGCACGCUGUGCCGCGAGCGUCUGGAGGACACUCACUUUGUCCAGUGCCCGUCGGUGGCGCCGCACAAGUUUUGCUUCCCGUGCUCUCGCGCCAGCAUCAAGACGCAGGGCGCCGGCGGGGAGGUGAACUGCCCCAGCGGCGGGCGCUGCCCCCUGGCCGGCUCCGACCAGCCCUGGGCCUUCAUGCAGGGCGAGAUCGCCACCAUCCUGGCCGGAGACGUCAAGGUGAAGAAGGAGCGAGACUCUUAGGAAGUUACCGUGACGACCAAGGAGCUCGCUUGGACCUGCACUCGUGACGCCGUCUCUGACUUCCUUUUCUUUUUUUCUUUUCAAUUUUGUUUUCGCAUUCUGUUUGUACCUUUUUCUGACUUGACCAGGCACUUGGCCAAUUAAAAACAAUUCUGCCGUUCA
This is a messenger RNA of Hippocampus zosterae (dwarf seahorse), 2212 nucleotides long. Its product is annotated as interferon regulatory factor 2-binding protein 2-B-like. The record is from RefSeq and is a predicted model, not a curated record. Gene Ontology annotation, molecular function: transcription corepressor activity. Gene Ontology annotation, cellular component: nucleus. Gene Ontology annotation, biological process: regulation of transcription by RNA polymerase II. NCBI's taxonomy places the organism in Eukaryota, Metazoa, Chordata, Actinopteri, Syngnathiformes, Syngnathidae. The transcript is spliced from 2 exons. Bases 932 to 2050 code for a protein of 372 amino acids.